This is a messenger RNA of Mya arenaria, 6324 nucleotides long. RefSeq names its product DDB1- and CUL4-associated factor 1-like. The coding region runs from base 131 to 5110 and encodes 1659 amino acids. The record is from RefSeq and is a predicted model, not a curated record. NCBI's taxonomy places the organism in Eukaryota, Metazoa, Mollusca, Bivalvia, Myida, Myidae. Gene Ontology annotation, cellular component: nucleus; Cul4-RING E3 ubiquitin ligase complex. The transcript is spliced from 38 exons. Gene Ontology annotation, biological process: protein ubiquitination. Gene Ontology annotation, molecular function: protein binding.
AGCAGGGCACGACAUUUUGACUAAAUCAAAACAAAGAUGGCGUCUGCGUUAACAAACAUGCUUGAAUUGUGCAAUUUUUAGACAAAUUAUCAGUUUUCUCGCAGUGUCAUAGUUUUUGAAGAAGGUUACUAUGGCUGCUCUUGACUCCCUGGCUGAGCUUAACAGUAUCCUUGAGGAAUGGAACUCAGAAAAUGAAACAACUGGCUUUGCUACAUCAGAUCCAGUUCCAAAACUGAAGAGAUUAGCAGAGAUUGUUGAGUAUGAAACAGAAUCAUUCUACAAAAUGGAUCCAGAUCCUUUUGAUGACCGACAUCCUGGGCGAGCCAACCCAAUCUGCACCUUGGGCCAUCUUUUCAAGGCUAUGUUCAAAAAUGAAGAGUUUAUGAACAGGUUGGUGAGUAGUUACAUGUUACAUGCACAGAGGGACUUGAAUAUACAGACAACUGCCUGCAGGCUUCUGUAUGACAUUCUUCCAGGCCUGGAAACAUCCGUUGUCUUCCAGGAAACAGAAGGUCUAGUGGACAAGCUACUAGAGUGGGCAGAGCAUGGUGAUGAGCCAAUACGCUCCUACGCCACAGGGCUACUGGCCGGUGCCAUGGAGCUGCAGGAUGUUGCUUCAAACAACAAGGACAAAAACUCACUCCUGGUUCCAAUAAUGCUGCAGAGAUUACAUGAGCUACAGCAUGAGAUGCAUGCUGAGUAUGUACAGGACGAAGCACACAAGGUUGAAGGGAACAUGCGGCAUUUCUCCAUGUUUAGUUCCCCGGGACGUAGCCCAGCACGCAGCUUCACCUCCCCCAGCAAGCCCGCGCCCAAGUCCCCUAGCCGCUCAGAGAGUGGGGUGUCUCCAGGCAAGAAAUCACCAGCAAAGUCACCAGGAUCUUCAUUAAAGCUGGACCAGUCAAUUCCAAGUGAAAAUGUAGAGACUGCUGUUGCAGUAAAUGGGGACAUCUCACAGGAUACAACUAGUUCAAGUAAAGAAAUAAAUGACAUUCAGUGUUCAGAGAAUGGUAGUAUUGAAAUAGAAGUGUCGGGAAGAACUUCAUCAAAAAAGGAUGCAAAAUCUACAAACACAAGAAGUGCUAUAGUCAGUAAUAGUCAGACUGCAUGCGCAAGUAAUGUCUCAGAUAGUGUUGAUAACAGUGUAGACAAUAAACAGAGUGUAAAUAGUGCAUUAACAGACAGUGAUACAGAUAAUAAAGCAAAGAUUGGGGAUGAGGAUGAGGGGGUGGAAGAAAAAGGGAAAAUAACCAUGGAGGAGCGGAGGGCCCGUAUUAAACGAACACUCUCACCCAGCAUGUACAGUGGAGAUACCAACCAGCACAAGAAACAGAGGACUGGUGAUGAAAACUUUAUGUUGAGUGAUGUUAGCAACAGUAGCUGGGCUGCGAUCCAGCCCUACCUGAUUGGUACCUACAGCCUGGAGCCCCUCACACUGGGCAUGAAGCAGCGCCUCAUACUCCAGUACCUUACACCCAUGGGAGAGUACCAGGAGUUGAUAAGCUGUGCAUUUGAGCACCGAGCAAUGGACCUUGUGUUCUACUAUAUCAAUCUCAAGUACAACAGAGAUGUGAGGCUCGCGUUUGAGGCUCUCAAGUACCUAGCUGUUCUUCUAUGCCACAAGAAGUUUGCCAUUGAGUUCCUUAACCGUGGUGGGGUACAGAAGCUUCUUGAUGUGUACCGGCCCUCGAUCGCUGCUACAGGUGUCUCCUUGUGUCUAUACUACCUCUCCUACUUUGAAGAUGCCAUGGAAAGGGUUUGCCUACUCUCGGAUCACAUUCUAACAACUCUUGUCAACUAUGUGUUAUGGUUAAUGGAGUGUUCCCAUGAUUCAAGUCGCUGCCACGCCGCCAUGUUUUUCAUCCAGUCCUUCCCCUUCCUUGUAAUACUGAACAGAUUUGACACUCACGAUGGUCUACGCAGGCUAUACAAUGUGAUCAGCACACUGGAGAUCAUGAACAUCGAGAGCAGCGCGAGUCUCACUGACGACCAGGUGUUUACAAUGCGCCAGUGUACCCGUCAUGUGUGUGUUGCAAUCAAGAAGUACUUCGAGUGCCAUCUAGUCCUCAAGGUCAACGAGCUCAAGAGGUCAAAUGCCCGCAGUGAGGGCGGCUCACCCCAGCAUGAGACUCCGGCCUAUAAGGCAAUGAAGCUUACACCAGAGAUAGUGUCAGAGAAUGUGGAGAACCUACUAGAGAACCUGCCCAUCCGACAGCAGUGGGACCCAGAGGCCACGUUCUACAGACUUGGUGGCAUCAAACUCCUCACACAGCUGGUGGCUAUGUCACAUGACUGGAGCAGCUACACCGGCAAACCAGAGACAAUUCGGGCUGCCCUAGAUGUGAUAGCCAUGUGCUGUGUGACCCCCAAAUCCCAGCUUAACCUACUGGAGUCCAUCCCCCUGCCGGAAGACACACUCACACCUGCUAUCAGUGUGUUUAUUGGAAUGAGCGAGGGUGAUGGCAUGCAAGACCCUGAAGUUCAGAGGUCAGCCCUCUCCAUCAUCAUCAACUGUGUUUGUGCUCCGCUAGAGAGGCUGGGUGGCGGUGUUGGGCGUUACCUCGGCUCGGGCUCCCGGAAGAAAAUCAACUGGAAACUGGGCGAGGACAUUCUCUCCAAAAUGUGGAAUGGCAUCCGUGAAAACAACGGAAUUAUGGUGUUGCUGAAGCUGCUGACCGUGAAGACACCAAUCACAGAUGCUGACUCCAUCCGGGCUCUAGCCUGCAAGGCCCUGGUGGGAAUGGCACGGUCUGAGACGGUGAGGCAGAUCAUCGGCAAACUCCCCAUCAUAUCCAGUGGACAGUUACAAUCCCUGAUGAAGGAGCCAGUGUUACAAGACAAGCAGCAGGAGCACGUCAAGUUUUGCCGCUUUGCCACAGAGCUGAUUGAACGGGUCUCGGGAAAGGAGUCCCACCGAUACUGCAACGCUUCAUUGGAUGAUAUUAGGAAGGCUGAUAUUGUGGCCCAGUCCAAGAUCAUCUACAAUGAGAAGGAAUUGUUACAGUUAGUCUACCAUCACCUGCACACCAAAGGAUACCUGGAGUCGGCGGACAUACUCCAGCGUGAGGCGGGGCUGUCAGGCUGUGUGACCCCACCACCUCAGGUGCCUGCCCCCCACAUGUUUGCCCCUGUACACACCAACAGCCCUACUUCCCAUCAGUCACCGACACAGUCACACAUAGUUGUCACACCCAGACCAGUUCAUCGACAGUUGAGUCAGCCAAUGAGCCUCCUACCUGCCAUCUCAAAUAGCCUAGCCACCAACCUGACAAACCUCCAGUCUUCAUCUCCCCUGCAGCUAAGUCCCGCCCAGUCUGUAAGUCAGUAUACUGCUACUUCCAGUAACCAGUCAACUGCUGGAACACAGCCUGGGGCCCAGCUCAGCACCGUGGCUGUCAACAGUACCCCACAGACACCUGGUGGACCCAUCAGAUUCAGCAUUAGCAGACAGGGACAGCAAGUGAACACUCCUGUCACAUCACACUCCGCUCUCAGAGCUCCAAGCUCACAGCAGAGAUGUAAAUACGUUAAGGAGCGUGACAACGCCCUGUUCAGCCCAGCCAUCAAACGAGAGAUGCUUGCAAAGUCUCACGCUGGGACGGAAAUAACAUUAGACAAGAUCAUCACCGAAUACCUCCGUAAGCAGCAUGCACUCUGCCGGAACCCAGUAGUCACAUGUCCACCCAUGUCGCUCUUCACGCCUCACAGAUGUCCGGAGCCACGAGGAAACAUCUUAGCACCACUUAGCUUUACCACUAGGACCAUUAAGAAAAUGACACACCCAAAGUAUGGAGGUUCAGACGGAUGUAAGCUGGACAGGAAGUUCAUAUAUAGCAGAUUCCGGCCAGUGAGAACGUACAAGGACUCUGACGAUGAUGGGUUCUCCUGCUGUACAUUUGCAACAACCCAACAGUAUUUGAUGAUUGGUACUUAUGGAGGAAACCUGAGGCUAGUUAACACACAGAGUGCUGAGGAGACUGGAAGUUUCCACUGCCACACGUCCCCCGUCACACAUUGUGAACACUCCAGGGAUGGUAAACUGGUGCUGACGUCCUCCUCCUACGGCAUCAUGUACAGCUCCGCCCUCUGGUCAUGGGGGUCUGAGACACUGGAUAACAAAUUUAACUUUGAAGACCACCAUUUGGAGUUCAGUAGACACGUGCAGGAUCGUUUAAUAGGCACUAAAGAUGAAACUGCAAAUAUCUAUGAUAUAACAACUGGUGAACGUAUCGUGAAGCUCUUUGAUGCGGACAAGGCCAACAACUACAAGGCAAACCGAGCCAUCUUUAACCCGACAGACGACCUGGUGCUCAAUGAUGGGGUAUUGUGGGAUGUAAGGUCAGCGAAGGCAAUCCACAAGUUUGACAAGUUCAACCAGUAUGUCAGCGGCGUCUUCCAUCCUGUGGGGCUUGAGAUAAUCAUCAACUCAGAAAUUUGGGACAUUCGCUCAUUCCAGCUUCUCCACACAGUUCCAGAGCUUGACCAGUGUCAGAUACGCUUCAACUACCUCGGAGAUGUCAUGUAUGCGACUCGUGUGGAUGAGGAACUGGACAUGGAGUCAGAGAGACACAGCCCCUUUGGCUCUAUCUUCCGAACACUAGACACAACAAAUUACUCUCUCAUAGCAACGGUGGACGUGAAGUCUCGCAGUAUCGCAGACAUCUCCACAGACAAACUGGACAACUAUCUUGCCGUUGUAGAGAACACCCAGUCUCAGGACAUUGGAUCCAACGAGAACAUCUGUCGUUUAUACGAGAUCGGCAAACUCAGGGAUGAUGAUGAUGAUCAGCAAAAUGAGGAAGAGGAGGAGCAGGUGGCAGAUGACGAUGAUGAUGAUGAUGAUGAUAAUGGUGAUGACUUCAUGUUAGGUGAUGAUGAUGAUGAUGACGACGAUGAUGAUGAUGACGACGAUGAUGGAGAUGACCAGGGUGCAUUAAUUGAAGGUAUAGACUUUGGCAGUGAUGGAAGUGAUGUGAUUUUGUCGUUGGGAAGUGAUGAUGAAAACGAUGACGAUGACGAUGAUGAUGAUGAUGAUGAUGAUGAUGACAUUGAUGAAGAUGAUGAUGAUGAUGAUGACGAUGAUGAUAUAAUAUUUGAACUUGCUGACUGAAUGUGGUUCACUGUUGGCCUGACUUUGUGCUGUCAUGGAUGGUUAAUGUUUAUUAUGUUAAAACUUUGGGAAGGUUACCUUUAUAAAGUUGUUUUGAGAAGUGCUAUAUCAAUAUUAUGAAUUGCCUUACAUACAUUAUAUGAGAAAUUUUAGACUCAGAGUAAAUUGUAUGAAGCCUAUUUGCUAAUUAUUUGAAAUGAAGUCCAUUUGGAUGCUUUAAAAGGGUCUAGAAUGCUUUAUAGAAAUAAGCAAGCAAUUAAAAGAAGAAGAAAAUCAAAGCUCUACAUGAAACUUUAUUUGGUUUAAACAUACUGAGACUUCUGUUUUAUGUAUGUUAAGCAUACCAUAUCUACUGAAAUAAGAAAGCCUUCAAGAGACUAACUGAUUUAAUUUGGUAAUAUUUUUUUUGAACUUGUUAAAAAUUGAGAAAUUUUACUUCCUUUUGUGAACAAACAUCAAAAUGCAUUUGACAGACACUCCUUUGAACAUAAUAUUGGAAAACCAUAAAUGCAUUAUUUAGUAAGUAGUCGAAGGUUUAUCAGCUCAAAAUUGAUGUUUGUUAAACAUGAUGUGUAUGUAUUGAUUUUGAAUAAGAGUGUCAUCUUAACUUAAAAUGAUAUUGGUUUCAGGCAAUUAUAUAAGAAUGAUGUAAUAUUUGAAAUUGGUUUUAUAACAUGAUUGGUAAAACUUAUGAGCCUGCACCAGGCCUCCCCGUUCAUUCACCUUCAAUUAAGGUGCAGUAUGUAGGCGAUAAGGAGAAUUUUUGGGACAUGCCUUUGAUACUGUUUGUGGUUAUUAUCUUUAUGUAAUAUGAUUUGCAGCAUGUGACGAUGAUGUGUACAAAUGAGAGGUGCUUUGUAUAUAUUGUGUGUACAUAUGUACAUAAAAUGUUCAUGUUUUUAAGUUAUUUGUGACUGCAGCUUAUCCGGUCAAAGACGAGCUUUAUUCAAUCUCUAAAUUCCCGCUAUGUGAGUAGAAGACAACUGAUAUAUGUAUAUUUGAUGUUAGUUGAUUUCUAGAAGAAUAUACAGGAAGUGUAAUAUAUUUGAUAAUGGGCGUCCCCCCAGCCCCUGGUGUGCUACCGCUUCAAUCCACGCAUGCUACCAGAAUGUGAAACUACCGGAUGGUGAUGGUUUUUAGGACAUGAAAGCGAACUUUGUUUAAAUUGAAAUGUGCAGCUGCAUGCAAUGUUCUAAUUAAAACCUGUUACAUCA